Messenger RNA from Megalops cyprinoides (Indo-Pacific tarpon), 1023 nucleotides. RefSeq names its product glutathione S-transferase zeta 1 (gene gstz1). The record is from RefSeq and is a predicted model, not a curated record. Bases 242 to 958 code for a protein of 238 amino acids. Gene Ontology annotation, cellular component: cytoplasm; mitochondrion. Gene Ontology annotation, biological process: glutathione metabolic process; L-phenylalanine catabolic process. The transcript is spliced from 10 exons. NCBI's taxonomy places the organism in Eukaryota, Metazoa, Chordata, Actinopteri, Elopiformes, Megalopidae. Gene Ontology annotation, molecular function: maleylacetoacetate isomerase activity; glutathione transferase activity.
GUGUAGCUGUAACACUGAGGUGAACUCUGAGAUAGCGAGUCCUUUGCGUUUGCUUGGUGGUGUUCAGCUAAAUACCGAUGUAACCUGCCUUUGGGCGUCUGGACGUACGUUCUAUUGAAAUUGUGUCAAUGUUCGCAAAUUCUAAGUGAGAUAAUAACACUAUCUUCGAGCAGCUUGCCAACAAGAAAUAAAAGCAAAGCUCUGUACCCGGCCAGCAAGUUAAGCUGGGUAACGCCGUGAGAUGCAUGUUUCACUGUCUUGCCUGAUGAAGUUUUACAGCUAUUUGAAGCUCUUGCAUCUGAAUAUCAUGGCAUCUCAAACUAAGCCCGUCCUUCAUGGAUAUUUCAGGAGUUCAUGUUCUUGGAGAGUUCGAAUUGCGUUAGCUCUCAAAGGUAUUGAAUACGACCAAGUCCCUGUCAACCUCAUCAAGGAUGGAGGCCAACAGCUGACAGAUCAGUACAAGGCAUUAAACCCCAUGCAACAAGUGCCUGCAAUUACUAUCGAUGGCAUUACCCUAUCGCAGUCGCUGGCCAUUAUCCAGUACAUUGAGGAGACCAGGCCAGGCCCUCGGCUCCUCCCCACCGACCCACAGAAGCGUGCGCAGGUGCGAAUGAUCUCUGACCUCAUCGCCUCCGGGAUUCAGCCCCUGCAGAAUCUUUACGUGCUGCAGAAGAUUGGAGCAGAGAAGUUGCCAUGGGCCCAGCAUUUCAUCACCCGAGGAUUCGAGGCCCUGGAGCCCCUUCUGAAAGAGACCGCUGGAAAGUACUGUGUGGGGGAUGAGAUCUCAAUGGCAGACAUUUGUCUGGUGCCUCAGGUCUACAAUGCUGAGAGGUUCAAGGUGGACAUAAGUCAGUUCCCAACUAUAAAGAGGUUGAAUGAGACCUUAAUGGAGAUUGAAGCAUUCAAAGUGAGUCACCCAUCCUGCCAACCAGACACGCCUGCAGACCUGAGAUCAUAGGACCACUUGGGUAUGCUGUGCACCAUUGUAGCCUGGUGAAGAACAGCUACAGCAAUGACCAUAGG